AUGGCGUGCAAGUGGAUGGGCGGUGAUGGACGCAGAUGGGACGUCCGGCGGCAGACGAGCGGCGAUGGUGGCUGGCAGAGGGCAAGUGGGCGACCUAGGCUAGGGAGUAGCUGGGUUUGUGGUUACUCGAUGACAUUAGGGAAGGAUAAAGUGUUUCGAAUUGAAGCAAGAUCGAUGUUAGAGGUGUUUCAACUAGCUUGGGAUAAGGGCUAUCAACAAGUUGAGCUUGAAUCAGAUAAUGCUUUGUUAGUUGAAUUAAUGUUAGCUGGUAACUCUACUGCUAGUCAUAUUGCAGAAUUACGUGCUUUUCACAAAAUUUUGCAUAGAAAUUGGAAAGUUCAUAUCCGCCACAUUCCCAAAGCUCCCAAUGAAGUUGUAGAUUUUAUGGCAAAACAUGCUGCCUCAAGUUUCACAAGUAUCCAGGUGUUCUCCAUCCCUCCUCAAGCUAUAAGGAGGUUGAUUCAAAAGGACAAUUUGAGUUUUAAUUUAUGA
This is a messenger RNA of Gossypium raimondii (Peruvian cotton), 492 nucleotides long. RefSeq lists its product as uncharacterized. The transcript has 3 exons. Gene Ontology annotation, molecular function: RNA-DNA hybrid ribonuclease activity; nucleic acid binding. NCBI's taxonomy places the organism in Eukaryota, Viridiplantae, Streptophyta, Magnoliopsida, Malvales, Malvaceae. The record is from RefSeq and is a predicted model, not a curated record. The coding region runs from base 1 to 492 and encodes 163 amino acids.